Gossypium raimondii (Peruvian cotton) is the source of this 1818-nucleotide messenger RNA. Its product is annotated as E3 ubiquitin-protein ligase RHF2A. Bases 226 to 1389 code for a protein of 387 amino acids. The record is from RefSeq and is a predicted model, not a curated record. The transcript is spliced from 9 exons. Gene Ontology annotation, molecular function: ubiquitin-protein transferase activity. NCBI's taxonomy places the organism in Eukaryota, Viridiplantae, Streptophyta, Magnoliopsida, Malvales, Malvaceae.
CUCUUACUCCACUCUCUUCAGUCUUCACUUUCACACUAUAAUAAAAGUCUUUCCUUACUUCCACUGAUCCUUUCUUGAAGAACAACAACAAAACCCCAAGUUCAAAGUAUUGCGUUUUGCCCAAUCUACAAACAGAGAAAAGCAAACUUAUUUUUUCAGAACUCCUGUUUUAUCAAUCGAUCUACUUGGUUUAUAAUCAAGUGAUUUUCUUUUGAACUCUCAAAAAUGGAGGGCAUGGAAGAUACCAAGUCUGAGGCGCAUUUAACCUCUGCUGCGGCAUUUGUGGAAGGUGGAAUCCAGGAUGCUUGUGAUGAUGCCUGUAGCAUAUGCCUUGAAGCAUUUUGUGAAAGCAAUCCAUUCACUGUGACUAGCUGCAAGCACGAGUUUCAUCUGCAGUGCGUUCUUGAAUGGUGUCAAAGGAGUUCUCAAUGCCCCAUGUGUUGGCAGCCAAUUAGCCUGAAAGAUCCAACUAGCCAGGAGUUGCUUGAGGCUGUUGAACAUGAAAGGAGUUUUAGGUUCAAUCCAUCUAGAAAUGCAACCAUAUUCCAUCAUCCGACUUUGGGGGAAUUUGACCUACAACAUCUGCCUGUGGGGGCAAAUGAAACCGAGCUUGAGGACCGCAUAAUCCAGCACUUGGCUGCUGCUGCUGCGAUGGGGCGAGUGCGUCAUAUUGCAAGGAGGGAAGGUCCGAGGAAUGGGUCAUCUGGUCAAGCUCGGCCCCAGUUCUUGGUAUUUUCAGCUAAUCCAAAUGCUCUCUCUACUGGCCCUUUCUCUUCAUCAUCACCAACUCAGAGAGAAGGUUCGCCAGCCCCUGCAAUCACCAUCAACACUCCAUCCUCUCCUGUGAGAACUGUGGGGGAAGAAUGCUCACCAUCAAUUACUCCUAUACCUUCUGCUGAAGCUGAUCAACAGUCCACCUUGGCAUCUGGCUCCAGUGUUCUUUUGGUCGACAAUCAGGGGAAUUCCUUGAACAAUAGGUCUCCCAAUCAAUCUCCUAAUAGUCAAGAUAGAGCAGGACCUUCAGAAUUCCAGUCGUUUUCAGAAUCAUUAAAAUCAAAGUUUAAUGCUGCUUCAAUGAGAUACAAGGAGUCAAUUUCAAAGAGUACAAGGGGGUGGAAAGAGAGGUUUUUCUCUCGCGACACUUCCAUGUCAGAUCUUGGUUCUCAAGUUAGGAGAGAGGUUAAUGCUGGCAUUGCAACAGUCUCGCGUAUGAUGGAGCGUUUAGAAACCAGAGAUGAUAGAACAAGCACGGCUACUGUAUCAAACAGUUCGGAAGACGGCUCUAAUCUAGAAUCAAAUAAUCACCAGAUUUCUGAUGCUGGUGGAGGAACUCCCUCAAUUGAAACCAGUGCACAAGCUUCAUGUGCUACAAGUUCUGCUCCCAAAUAAGUAUCAUCUCUGUAACUGCAUCACCGAAAAUGCUUUAGCAGCAAAGAUAUAUGGAUGUUUGGCAUACAUUUGAAGGGACCAGGUGAUUGAGAACUGCUGCAGAAUAAAAGAUAUUCGGAACUAGGGACGAGCAGGGCAGGAACAUAUUAUGUAAAUUAGUUUAAUAAUCUUCACUUUAGUUAUGAUUAUAUAAUUUAUCGGCUCUCAGAGCGUUGAAGAUGUGAAAAGUUCUAGCUUGAUAAGCUUCAAGAUCAAGUGGAUCAUACACAUUUCAAAACACACGAAUUUUAUGUUCCCGCUUAAUAAUUAUUUCAGGAACUUUGUUAUUCAGGUUUUCAACAUAAUUUUGUACUACGCUACAACUUACUAAUACAUAAAUGCUACUGAGUCUUAAUGAACUUCAAUAGAAAUAAAUGUUCUUUUGGUUAA